UCUCAGAUCCAGAUGCUCUUGAAUUGCAGCUCACAUCACACGCCCCCCCUUGUUUGUUAGCCUGUUGCUCCCAAUUGCUUCUGUUCACUAGCUACGCUACUGUAAGUCCCUCGAUUUGAUUCUGAUUCAUGUAUGUUUGAUUCCGGCUGCCUUUUUCUAUCUAUCGCAUAUCACAUCCGCCCAUCCCCAUUCCACAGGCACUACUUGUGCUACUACUACAUGAUGGAGGGUGUUCUGAUAUCGAAAUACCAGCAGCAUCAAGUAGAAAAAGCGAGACAAGACAAAACUAAAGGGGGGGAAGGAGAGCUCAGGUGGACAAAGUCACGCGAGUUACGGUGUGGAUGCCGAGGCGCAACCCAUUGGCCAAUGGAUUGGGCGUGUGCCGUCGCGCUGCUACUGGCCAAUUGUUCCAAUGUUGCCCUUCUUCAGCUUGUGCCUGUUGCUGUACGAGUAUGCGCGUUGCGUCUUCUUCUGCAGGCAGAUACCGAGCGUCCUCCUCCGAUAGGAUACAGGGGGGCAACUUGCUGGGCCUUUGUGCUUUGUAUCGCACAGGUAUUCUACAGUACGAGCCCACGGUAUGGGCAACAAAGGGCUCCUCCAUGUCACCGAGGUCGGAUGGGAUAAGACGGCCGGGCUCUUUUCGCUUGGAGAUUGGGCCGCUCUGAUCUGACAGCGCGCGCAGAGACGACAAUUGGGAGGGAUGGCGAUGGACCAGUAGGUCUGCGCCAACAGAACACAAGAGCGGUCAUGUUUCCUGUUCUUUUGCUCUUCUCCGUUACCAUCAAUCAGCAUCAGCAUCAGCAUCAGCAUCAGCAUCAGCAUCAUCCUUCCUGUUUUUUCUCCUUCAUUUUCGUCGCUUCUCCCCCGCGCAUAAACAGUGACAACUAACAAAGAAGCAUCCU
Trichoderma harzianum CBS 226.95 is the source of this 902-nucleotide messenger RNA. RefSeq lists its product as hypothetical. Bases 133 to 624 code for a protein of 163 amino acids. The transcript has a single exon. The record is from RefSeq and is a predicted model, not a curated record. NCBI's taxonomy places the organism in Eukaryota, Fungi, Ascomycota, Sordariomycetes, Hypocreales, Hypocreaceae.